GAGGCGGGAACAGGGAGCUCCGGGAAGAAGGACGGGAGACCUCAAUGGGCCCGUCUUGGUUGGUUCGUUUCAGCUUACAAGUCUUCAUUUUCAAACAUAGCACCUUUGGUUUAAUCCUAUUUUGUCGGAAAUAGGCCAUAAGAGGAUUUUGAAUCCUGAGUGUCAUGAGUGUGUUCUAAUUUUAGAACCGACUGCAUGGACAUGUUCUAUAUUGGUGCAACUCAUUUAGUAUUUGUUUUACUAGAUAUGAUGGAUUUUCAUCAUGUCAGGGCCCAAGAGCAAACUUUGGGUGAUGGCUGUAGUUAUUCCUCUAAUGGCGGUACUUAUCUGCUUCAUUUUUUGCUUUGGAUGGAAUAGAAGACACAAAAAAGGUAAUUGGAGCUUAAAGGAUACAUUGAAAGUGAAUGUGCACCAAGAUGAAGAACUGGAAUUGGGAAUAGAAGAGAGCAAUUCAGUAUUCACGUUUUUCAACUUUUCUCAAAUUUUGGAAGCUACAAAAAACUUCUCAGUAGAAAAUAAGCUUGGUCAAGGUGGCCUUGGUCCUGUAUACAAGGGUCAGUUUCCUGAUGGAUUGGAGAUAGCAGUUAAGAGACUUGCUUCACAUUCUGGACAAGGUUACAGCGAGUUCAAAAAUGAAGUCCGACUGAUUGCCAAACUCCAGCACAGAAAUCUCGUUAGGCUCUUGGGAUGUUGCACUCAAGGAGAAGAGAAAAUGCUGGUCUAUGAAUAUUUGCCAAAUAAAAGCUUGGAUUUCUUUAUCUUUGAUGAAACAAGAAGAACCUUACUUGGCUGGAAUAAACGGCUAAUGAUUAUUGAAGGAACAGCACAAGGGCUUCUAUAUUUGCAUAAACACUCUAGAUUACGCAUUAUACAUAGAGAUGUAAAAGCAAGCAACAUUCUCUUGGACUCAGAGAUGAAUCCUAAAAUUUCAGAUUUUGGCCUUGCAAAAAUGUUUAGCUCAAAUGACACAGAAGGAAACACAAAAAGGGUGGUUGGAACAUAUGGUUACAUGGCCCCAGAAUAUGCUUCUGAAGGUCUCUACUCAAUAAAAUCUGACGUAUUCAGCUUUGGCGUGUUAAUUCUUGAGAUCAUCACUGGAAAAAGAAAUUCAGGUUUCCAUCAACACGGAGACUUCUUGAACCUUCUUGGAUACGCAUGGCAGUUGUGGUGUGAGGGAACGUGGCUUGAACUCGUGGAUGCAUCAUUAGUUGCUGACAGUCAUCAAACACUAGAAAUGAUGAGAUGCAUAAACAUCGCGCUGCUGUCUGUGCAAGAGAAUGCAGCUGACAGGCCAACCAUGUCAGAUGUGGUUGCGAUGCUAAGCAGCACAAGCAUGGUCCUGCCUGAGCCUAAACACCCAGCAUAUUUCCAUGUAAGGAUGGCCAAGGAAGAGGCGUUGGCAUCUGCAGAGCCAUGUAGUGCUAAUGAUGUGACUAUAUCUAGACCACAAGGUAGAUAAUAGUUCCUUUCUUUCAGAUGUGAUGUUUCAGCAUGAUGACUACUUUUGAGAUUACUUGUGACAGCAGCUGUGAGAAUCUAAUUCAACUUUGGACUAUGUAUGUUGAAUGCCAUCCCUUUCAUACAAGUUUGGAUCAGAGAAAUGUUGCUAUAA
Molecule: messenger RNA, 1612 nt
Organism: Panicum virgatum (switchgrass)
Lineage: Eukaryota; Viridiplantae; Streptophyta; Magnoliopsida; Poales; Poaceae
Product: G-type lectin S-receptor-like serine/threonine-protein kinase RKS1
Exons: 6
Coding region: 263-1459 (398 amino acids)
Biological process (GO): protein phosphorylation
Molecular function (GO): ATP binding; protein kinase activity
Source: RefSeq, a predicted model, not a curated record